Gekko japonicus is the source of this 1321-nucleotide messenger RNA. It is a transcript of the gene TNFRSF13B, whose product is annotated as tumor necrosis factor receptor superfamily member 13B. Gene Ontology annotation, cellular component: plasma membrane. The coding region runs from base 1 to 1143 and encodes 380 amino acids. The record is from RefSeq and is a predicted model, not a curated record. NCBI's taxonomy places the organism in Eukaryota, Metazoa, Chordata, Lepidosauria, Squamata, Gekkonidae. The transcript has 7 exons.
AUGGGCCCGUCCCACGCGGGCUCCUUCUUCCAGGCAGGCCGUCCAAGGGAGGCCCCAGAGGCCCGGCGGCCAGGCAGCGCCCGAGCUCGGCGCGCUCGGGAUGGAUGUGGGCCGGCAAACGUGGAAGUCCGCGGAGGGGUCACGGGGAGGCUCCGGCGGCUUCGUUCCCGGACAAACCGGGAGGCCUCCCGGGGAAACCGGGAGAUCGCCCGCCGGGGCCGGGAGGUGGGGGGCAGGUGCGCUCUCAAUGAUCUGGUGGUUCUGUACGCUGCAGCCGAGUUGCAUUUUCCACAGCGGGUGCAAAGGAGCUCGGGAGUUGCUAUUUACAGCCUGGGGGAACGUCCAUAUGUAGAUGGUUCUCUGCAGGUCGUCCUGACCUGGACGGCUCAGACCUCUCUUGGCCAGUACCCGUGCCAUCCGCAGACCAUGCCCGCCUGCCUGAAGGAAGAAUACUGGGACAGGCUCUUGUAUGAAUGCAUACCUUGCACGCUGGUGUGUCAGACAUCGAAGUUCAAGAGUUGUACUGAGGUCUGCAAGUCGAUGGAGUGCAGCAAGCGCCUGGGUUUCUACUAUGACAAGCUUAUCAGAACGUGCAUCAACUGCACCACCAUCUGCGGACAGCAUCCCUGGGAAUGCCGGCAUUUCUGCAACAGUAACCCUGCAACCUUACCCGCACCGGCUGCUCUGGCGUGGAAGCUGGACAGUGCGUAUGACCAGCGGCUGGUGGUCUACCUGGUGCUGGGAAUUUGUCUCUGCACUCUGCUGUUCUCCUUGCUGCUGACCUGGAUUUACUUUAGGAAGUGGGGGGAAGAGGUGACCUGCCACGCUGGCACCAUCGCUUGUCACAAAAAGGGGGAUGGCCCCAAAGAAUGCCUAAUGGAAGCAGGAAGUGUGGCAAGUGGAUCCAGCGGCAGCCAGACCCCGGAGCCUGUCGAAACCUGCGGCUUCUGCUUUCCUGAACAAAGCCCUGCCGUGCAGGAGUCCACAGCCUGCCACAGAACUUACCAGCUCGGAGCCCAGGAGGAUACUGCUGCCAGUGCUGGAAUGUCAAGUCCGGGGAUUGUGGGAACUAUCCCUACCCCUGAGGACGGCCACUUCCAGAUUAUAUGCUCUCCCUCACAAGAGAAGAUGCAGAUGACUUGAGGGGAACAAGAUCUGUAACCUGCAGAUCUUCUCUCUCCCCCCCCAAAUAUCUCAAACCACACUCCCAACAAAGCUGCUUGACUGUUUCAGAUCUCUGCCCUGCAGUUUCUCCACCUGUGUCUCACUUUAAGAACCAGAUUACACAAAUCAUCAGGAACCAGUGACAGAAAGAAGUGAU